AAAAUGGGAUAGUCGUAUCCAUUCGCGGCGACCACCCAGCCCGCGGACGUGGGACCGGUUUUCACUCUCAAAAACACGUUGAUACGCCUUAAAUAUUAGAUUAAUAACCGAAUAAAUAUCUAAAAACCCUCAAUUUAUGUACACGUGAUCAUAAAAACGUUUUUAACGUUCAGGGAGUGCGAUAAACCGAGCGAGUUUAUUCUAAACACCAUAACGUGACUUGUCACUGAGAAAACGCUUUGAAAUUCGCCUAAGCUUCGACAAUACGCUGAAAUCAUGUGAAAUUACGUUAAAACAGACUCUGUAAUAAAUUGUGAUAGUAAUUAUUUAGAUGUUCGACCAGUGUUCAGUUCGUGACGAGUGAGAAUCAAAAAUAAUAAUGGCCGAUUUACUAUCUCCGGGUUAGAUUUUUUUAAAUAAUGUGGAAAAUAAUAAAAAUGAAUAAUUGUUCAAAAAGUGGGCUGUGUCUGAAGUGGCGUUGGCGUAAACGUUGGCAUGAAAUUAAAAAAAUAACCAUUGAUUGUUACGACGGAGGCGUGAAUGAGUAUUUUUCAUAGCUACAUUGGGUUUAGACAUAAUAAUUAAUUUAAUAUUAAUUCAAGAUGAAUACUUUUAACGCACCAACCACGCAAAUAAAUGCGAUUGACAAAAUGACAACUGUGAAAUGUAAAUCCGUUGACUUGGAGGGAUAUGUUAUUAUAGUAGUGCAGACUAAGGAUAAUAAAAUUAAAUUAUACGGUUCACCAUCAGCCGGUAACUGGGACAACUUGGAGUUGGCUGACGAGAUCAUGGACGUGAACGAGACCAGGCUCGAAGACAUGUCUCGGGCUGAAGUGCUCGGACAUAUACAUGAGUGCAUUUCAUCGUGUGUCAUCAAACUACGAGUGAAGAGACGGAGCGAGACCAAAUUACUAUCAGAUAUCGGGCACAACAUAAUCCAGGAUGCAUUCCUCAUUGCCGUGGAGGAGCAGGCGCGGCAGCGCUUGCAGCGGCUGUCAGCGCUCAAGCGGAUCACGCCGGUCGACAUGUCCAAGCUGUCUGUAGAGCUCAACCGUCGAAAACGAACUCAACCAGAAAACAGACAGGAAUUGAACGGCUACAUCGCAAACUCGACAGUCUACGUCACUUCCAUCAACGAGAACGGAGCUAUCGAGAGCAAGCCCACCAUCUCAUCUCCGAAGGCCCAGCCAAAAUCCCUCCAGGCCAAACCAGCCCCCGUCAUAGCCAACGGCAUAGACAAAAAGAAGGACAUUAUUAAAGAAGAAGAGAAAGUGGAACCAGAAAAACACGAAGUAGACACAAGUGAAAAAGUUAAAGUGGUUUGUGAAAGUGAUAGUGGAGUGGUAGUUGAUAGGGAUAUUAGUGACGCGUAUAGUGUGGCCAGGGAGCACUUGAAUAACGGCAGGAGUGAGAAGCUGAUUGGGGAACAGCCUGAUCAUAGGAUCAGGGCUACGGCUAUAGUUGAGAAUAAUAAACUUGGACCUGGAGAGAACCGGGCGCGCAGACGAUCCGGCUCCAGCAUAGUGGUGCUGGGCGCGGAUGACGAGAAGCGAGCGCCGCCGGAUGACGACAAAGACAUGCUCACCAUGCUCUCACUCACUUCUGAUACCGGUCCCCACCGCGAGAUGGCGGUGGACGUUCCGGACAGUUUCAUCGCGAGGAACAAAACGCCUCCCCGCUACCCGCCCCCGCGGCCCCCGCAGGUACGCCUCCGGACCUCCAGGGACGACGAGCCGCUCCUCUCCUCCGGCGGCUCAGGCACCAGCUUCGGCAGCAAGCAAAGCACCGUCCUCCACACCAUCGACAUCUCCACACCCAGCUCUGACGGAUCCGGCAGCUUCAAGAACAACAGCACUAUAGAACUGCUGUCACUCCCACAGAGCUCUGACGGCUCAGGCAGCUUUGGCAGCAAGAAAAGCAAAGGAUCCUCAGAAACAGCCAAAUGUGGAGAUCUUAAUUCAGAAAGAUCAGACUCUGUAGCCUCAAACACCACUCACAAUUUGAGCGAUCACAAAAUCCAGCUGCUUAUAUCAAAUGGCGAGGAUUCGCUUCUAGAUUGUAGAGAAGGAGUGACGUACUCAGCGAGAACAGAUUCUGUGCUGAUCAGAGAAGCUGUCUACGCUUCAUAUAAGUUGCCUCCUGGCUUUGACACAACGCCAGUCCUCCUCGGGAGAGAGGUGGCAGUGGAUGUGCCAGACACUUUCGUUCAAAUUGUGAAAACGACACCUAAGUACCCGGGUACCACUACCGUGGACAGAAAGAGCGUGGCAUUUCAGCAGGUGAACGGCACAGCGAAGACAGUGGCGCCGGCAGUGCCCCCGCGCGACACGGCGCGGGACGCACCCCCUCGCCCACCAGCUCACGACAACGUCAGCAAGGAACAGAUGGACUCCAUUAAGAAGUACCAGGAACAACUCCGCCAACGCAAAGAGGCUGAAGAGAGGAUCGCAGCGCAGAACGAGUUCCUCCGCACUUCGCUCCGAGGGUCCCACAAGCUUCAAGCCUUGGAGUCCAACCCCCCCUCGUCGGGCACUGCUUUCGUCAACGAUGCGUAUGAAGACGAUGUUAGUGAUGACUCCACGCAGCUUUAUGCUGUCGUCGACUACCAAGAAGUAUGUGCAGCGCUCAGUCGCGUGCAGAAAGCGCUCGGUGCCAGCGGGGAGUCAGCGCUGGCGGCGCGGGUGGCGGGCGCGGCGGGCGCGUUGCUGUGUCCUGCGCUGCGCACGGCGCUGGCCACGAGGUCCGCCGUGCUGACGGCGGUGAGGCACAAGAGGCCAGGGUUAGCACCGCCGCAUACGCAUCGGGCUACUGAUAGGUUGAAAGACUGCAUGGAUGUACUAGGAGCGCACACGGCGUCAGGGGGCGAGACGUCGGCGCUUGCUGCGGAGCUGCUGUCGAUCCUCGGUGGGCUGGAGCUGGAGAGUCUCAUCCAGGCGCACGACCAGGCCGCCGCGUUGCUCGACCCAGCUUGCUUUACUAGGGGCAAGAGGCAUAAGACUGGCAAUAACUACAAUCACAAGGGCGAGAACGACAAGGCACUGACGGCGCACUCACCCGACGACCCCAGCGAACAUAUUAAAAUUAUCAAAAUCGAGAAGACUAACGAACCACUUGGUGCUACAGUACGAAAUGAAGGCGAGGCCGUUAUAAUCGGCAGGAUAGUGAGAGGAGGAGCGGCAGAGAAGUCGGGACUAUUACAUGAAGGAGAUGAGCUUCUAGAAGUAAACGGCGUAGCAAUGCGCGGCAAGUCAGUGCACGAGGUGUGCCAAGUCCUGGGCGCGCUGUCGGGCACGCUGUGCGUGGUGCUGGCGCCGCGUGCCCCGGCGCGGGCUCCGCCGCCGCACCGCGUGCUGCACGUGCGAGCGCACUUUGAUUAUGAUCCGGAGGAUGAUGUGUAUAUCCCUUGUAGGGAGCUUGGCAUAAGUUUCCAAAAGGGCGAUGUCCUCCACGUGAUCAGUCGUGAAGAUCCUAACUGGUGGCAAGCGUUCCGUGAGGGAGAGGAAGAUCAGACCCUCGCUGGACUCAUACCAAGCCAGGCAUUCCAGCACCAGCGAGAAUCAAUGAAGCUUACGCUAGCAGGCGAAGUAGCAGCCAGAGACAAGCCUCGCAAAGGAGGCACCUUACUCUGCGCGAAGAAACCGCCGCGGAAGAAGAAGGGGAAGAAGGCCACGAGCGAAGCUGGAUACCCCAUAUACUCUACGUCUGGUGGGGAUGUGAGGUUAAAUCUUCCAGAAUACGAGCAAGAGGAGAUCCUGACGUACGAAGAGGUGGCGCUGUACUACCCGAGGGCGUCUCACAAGCGGCCUAUUGUCCUCAUAGGCCCUCCCAAUAUCGGCCGGCACGAGCUCAGGCAGAGGCUAAUGGAAGAUAGCUCGAGGUUCGCAGCUGCUGUGCCCCACACGUCUCGUCCUCGCAAGGACCACGAGGUGCCUGGCCAGGACUACCACUUCAUCUCACGCACACAAUUCGAGGCUGACAUACUCAACAGAAAGUUUGUCGAACACGGAGAGUACGAAAAGGCGUAUUACGGCACAUCGUUAGAAGCGAUCCGCGAAGUUGUGAACUCAGGGAAGAUCUGCGUGCUGAACCUUCAUCCUCAGUCGCUGAAGAUCCUACGCAACUCUGACCUGAAACCUUACACCGUGUUCGUCGCACCACCCAGCCUGGAGAAACUUAGACAAAAGAAGAUCAGAAACGGAGAGGCUUUCAAGGAGGAAGAACUAAAAGAAAUAAUAGCCACCGCACGCGACAUGGAACUGCGAUGGGGCCACCUGUUCGACAUGAUCAUCAUCAACAACGACACCCAACGUGCCUACCAGCAGCUGCUGAACGAGAUCAACAGCCUGGAGCGCGAGCCGCAGUGGGUGCCGGCGCACUGGCUCAAGCACACCUAGCGCCGUCCGCCGCGCGCCGCGCCGCCGCCGCCCGCGCCCCGCCCGCUCGCCCGCCGCCGCCUGCCCGGCCUCACCAAGCUCCAGCGAGUCUUCGACAUCGUCACGCAAAUGGUUUUACAUUUGCUUUUCUACUUCCUCGAGGUUUGCGACAACAGAUUCAGAACGAACACAAAUAUGAGAGUACUCGGUAGCGAUAGACAGAGUAGAGAGGAUACCUUCUCCGAUCGUAAACACGUAGAAAAUAUAGAAUUUAGAAAUGUGUUCCCGAAAUCUUGUUUAGUUGAAAUUGAAUAUUUAAAAAGCGAGAGCGAUGCGAGAUCUUUUGCGUUAGGAUGACUCGAUUGUACGGUUCGAGUCGAUUUUUACAGAACGAGUGUAUUUAAUCGUUUCAAACAUCACUUUAGUUUAGUUACGGAAUUAUUUCAUAAAAUAUUAUAAGUGUUACGAGUGAGGUGCGAUUUACUUAUGAAAAUGAGUGUAGAGAUGGUGUUAUGAAAUCAAAACGAGAGAAAUAAAAUAAUACUUAUUUAUUAGUAAAAGUCGAAAGACCACGAAAUUCGUAAGUUUUUAUCCGUAAUUAUUGAAUUUCUCAUUUUGAAAAUAAAUAUUGGCAAUAAACUCACUAUCUGAUGUUACGAUAUAUAAAGAUGUUUUGUGCAUAAAUAUAGUGAAUACAAUAAAAGAUCGACUUUAUCAAUAUAAACCAUAGCGAGUUUCUUUUUAAAUUUUAACAAAUAUACUGCCUUAUUCGUGGAUGUUAUGUCAUUUUAAACUUCUAAGUAAUUGUUUGUUAAAAUAAGAAACGAAGCAAGGUUAGUGUUAUCUUUGUUUCUCGUUUUAAUAAUAUUUAGAAAUAGUUAUUAUAAUAAAUGACCCCAAGAGUCAGUCAUUAAAUCCUUCGGUAGUUUAGACAUUUAUAUAUAAAUAUUUGAAAUAAUAUUUUCAACGUUUUGUCCUGACUGACUCGGCAACGCACGCCCCAAACUUUUGAACCUAAAAGUAUGAGUGUAUUAUGACGCCAAUAAAAAUAAAAUCUAAAAUUAUCUCUUUGAAUAAAGGCAUGUUUAUAAUUAUUGCUUGAUAAUAUCAUUUAUACAAAACAGUGUAUUCAAUUAUGUACUUACAUAGAAAGUUUUUACUUGUAUUUAAAAUUCUACUAAAUUGGAAGAAUAUAUAAAAAUUGCCAAUAAAAAAACUUUUCGGUUAAAUUAAAUAGGUAUUAUGAGUUUGUAAACUGCUUUUACGAAAUUAUUUACAUACAUUCCAAAGUGAUUAUAGAAUAGUUACAUUCGUUUAGUAAUACUAUUUACUAUUUAAAAAAGAAUAUUAUGCAAUUGUGAAGACUGUCCAAUGCAAAUACCCAUUAUUUUUUCUUUGCUGCCCUGAAUAUUACUUUAAAAAUUUCUUAAAAAAUUAUAACAUCAAAGAUGUUUGUGAUUAAAUGAAAUUAUUCGCAUGUAUUGCCGGUCCGAAAAAAAUAAAUUAAGCAUGUUAAAAAAUUCUAAGAUUGUUAAAGAAAUUCUAAAAUAUUACAUACUUACUACCAACAAUAAUGCAAUGGAAUUUAUAGUUUGCAAUGAAUAAAAUAGAUAGUUAAUAAAUACGAUGAUAAACAAUAAAAUAAAUCUCUAAAUUGCCAAAUUUAUACGGUACGUAGUAAUAAAAAAAAUAGGAUUUUUUGAAAAAUUUCUCCAGUAGUCUUCUUGUGGAUUUCUCUAUAAAGAAACGACUCGGUGGUAGGACGUUAAUAGUUACAAUAAAACCAAUUAAAAUUAACACUGCUAUUAUAGUGAGUAGAAAAGCAAUAUUUUAUAUCCUUAUAAUCAAUUUACCUACUGUACAACGACAUAUCUGUUUUUUAUAGUAUACCUAUUUCAAUUAAUAUUUUCGGCCAAUAAAUUAUUCUUUUUGGCAAAUUUACCCGUUUAACGUAUACCUACCUAUAGAUAAAAUAAUAUUAGAGUGAAUAUUCGCGAACUGGGGUGUUGAUCACGUUAAACAACUACCUUCGUAUGGAUACCUUACGUGUAACCAGAAAAUAUUAAUAAUUUACAUCUUCACUCAAGUUAUUCUUUUAAAUUUUGAAUGAUUUCCAAUACCUCGUAUAAAGCCAUGUGGCUUAUUUCUAUAUGUCAGAGUAAAUGAUUUAUAAAAUUGUGUUCUACUUAUAGUAAUUUCAAAUCAAGUUGUACAAGACAAUAAUAACAUAGGAUAAUACUCGAAAAAAGUGAUUCUACUUACGAUACUGUAAAUGAACUUGUUAAAAAAUAAAAUGUGUAUGCGCUUACAUUUAUUUACAGUAUCCGUACUAUCACUUUGCAGCUACUACACUAGGUACAAAGUUUGGAAGACAUGAUUUAGACUUAUUAGUAUUAAUAUUGUCUGGUUACGAACACAAUACUGCGAUAAAAUUCAUUGCAAUACAAAUUAAUGUACGACCACAAUAUUCUAAAUGUCCCGAUUAAUUAGUUCCGUUAAUAUUUGUAUAUCUAUGUAGAUAGACAUGAGCAUCCAAAUAAUUUAGUGCCAAAUAUAUAAGGCCACAAUGAACUGUGGAUUUAAUAUUCAUUUUUAACAUAAUCACAAUUUUUUAAUAUGUUACUUUAUAUGUAUGUUGUAGGUAUUUCAUCAUUACCACUUUCAUGUUAUGUGUACUGAUUUUGAGACAUUGUGUCAUAAUAUAAAGUUUUUUUGUAAAUCAAUCGUGAAAUUGCAUUAGUUGUGUAAGUUAUUUCGUAUUUGAAUAAAAUAUAAAUCAGUUGUAACCUGUCGAGGUGCUAAAACUUGUAAACUAUAAUUUGUUUCUUUUUCAAAUAGAAAUAUAUAAUUCUGUGUGUUUUAAGUUAUAGUUAAAGUAUUAUGAGCACCAAUAAUGUUUGGAGCGUAGGUACUUAGGUAUUAAAAUUACCAUCAGAGAACAAUUUUCUUAACAUUUUUCGUGCUCAUAAUACGAAAUUGUGGAUUUGUCGAACUUCACAGUAUUGAUAUUAUCUUAUUUAUAAAUAGCCAUGUAUAUAAUUUAUUAACAACUGAGGAAAUGAUAAAGAUAUAAAUAAAUAACAUGUUAAUAGUGAACAAUUUAUUGUAAAUAAUAGAAUACCUAUUAAAUUUAAUAUCAGAUAUAA
This is a messenger RNA of Helicoverpa armigera (cotton bollworm), 7519 nucleotides long. RefSeq names its product stardust (gene sdt). The record is from RefSeq and is a predicted model, not a curated record. Lineage: Eukaryota; Metazoa; Arthropoda; Insecta; Lepidoptera; Noctuidae. Gene Ontology annotation, biological process: establishment or maintenance of epithelial cell apical/basal polarity; generation of neurons; protein localization to plasma membrane. The transcript is spliced from 20 exons. Gene Ontology annotation, cellular component: plasma membrane; adherens junction. The coding region runs from base 603 to 4394 and encodes 1263 amino acids. Gene Ontology annotation, molecular function: protein binding.